This is a messenger RNA of Apis florea (little honeybee), 2494 nucleotides long. Its product is annotated as UDP-glycosyltransferase UGT5. Gene Ontology annotation, molecular function: UDP-glycosyltransferase activity. NCBI's taxonomy places the organism in Eukaryota, Metazoa, Arthropoda, Insecta, Hymenoptera, Apidae. The record is from RefSeq and is a predicted model, not a curated record.
AUGAGGAUUAAUCAAGCUCGAAUCAUCUUUUUACUUAUCCUCGCGAUAAAUCUAUUAUGGUGUUCAAAUGCUAAUAAUUCUACCUCGUCUGAAAAGAGCCGGCUGAAAAUUCUGGCAAUCUUUCCUCAUAUGGGCAAGAGCCAUUUCUUCGUAUUCAAACCUCUCAUCGAAGAGUUAGCACGUCGAGGCAACGAGUUAACGGUGAUUUCUUAUUUUCCGAGGACCGAGAAGAACGAACAUCUUCCCACUUACAAGGAUAUCAGUUUGGUGAAUAAUGAGAGUGACGUGUUUGUAAACGUUGUCGAUUUGAAAGAAUUUGAACAGACGAUUUAUAUAUAUAAAUAUUUUAUGAAUAUAUACAUGUUGUACAACAUGAAUUCCAUAGCCUGUGAAAAUUUAAGGCAUCCAGCUGUAAAGGAACUGGGCGAAAAUGGGGAAAAGUUCGACUUGGUGCUGAUAGAGAAUUUCAAUACUAAUUGUUUCAUGGGCCUUGUGCACAAAUUGAACGUGCCCUUCAUAGAUAUAUCUACCCAUCAGCCAAUGCCGUGGGCUAUACAUAAUUUGAGACUUCACAACGAAGCCAGUUUCAUACCUAUGGUAUUGACCUCGAUUCCAAAACCGAUGAAUCUUUUUCAUCGAACGAUGAACACGUUAUCGUUUUAUGUCUCAACCGCGCUAUAUUACACAUUUUUCCAUUGGAAGGAUCAAUCUAUAGUUGAAGAAAUUUACGGCCCGGAUAUUCCGAAUGUGAUAACGAUAAACAAGAACACGUCCCUUUUUUUCAUUAACACGCAUUACACCCUUCAAGGUGGCAUCUCGUAUCCGCCGAAUACCAUCGAAGUGGGCGGAAUUCACAUUGAAUCGAAAAGAAAACCUUUGCCACGGAACAUAGCCAAGUUUCUCGACGAGGCUCACGAGGGUGUUUUGUAUUUCAAUCUCGGCUCGAUGAUCAAAAUGUCUACGAUGCCGAAGAAUAAAUUGAAUAUAUUGAUCAAAGUGUUUCGUUCCAUUCCUAGAAAAGUGAUUUGGAAAUGGGAACAGGAUGACAUUCCGGAAUUACCUGGUAACGUCAUGGUCCAGAAAUGGCUGCCUCAGUACGACAUAUUAAAUCAUCCGAACGUCAAGUGUUACUUCGGCCACGGUGGCCUCCUCGGUUUGACGGAAGGUGUUCAGAGCGGGGUACCGAUGAUACUCAUGCCUUUCUACGGUGAUCAAUAUUCGAACGUUGCUGCGGCUCAAACUAGAGGCGUCGCUAUAAUCCUGGAAUUCAACGAUUUCACCGAGGAAAAGCUGAGAGACGCCGUGGAUCAAAUAUUCAAUAACACCAGGUAUCGAGAGAACGCCAAGAGGCUCUCGAAAGCUUUUAAGGAUCGGCCGGCCAGCCCCCUGGAGACAGCGAUAUGGUGGGUCGAGUACGUGGCACGUGGGAACGGUUUGCCGUACGUGAGAAGCGAGGCGGUAACCAUGCCCUGGCACGAACGUUACCUCGCCGACGUGCACGCCGUCCUCCUACUGCUCUCUUUGCUCGUCCUUUACGCCCAAUACAGGGUGGCAAAAUACGCGUUUGCCUGCGUUCUUUCGAGAUCGGGGAACGUGGGUGGUAGUGGUGGUAAAAGGCGAGCGAGCCUUCUCUCUAAGAAGAGAGAUUGAAGUCUUGGAAUAAUGAAUAAUGCGAGGAGACGCAUCUCGCGAGAUGGAUACGAUGAUGGAUGGUGUUUGUAAAGCACGUAUACGAGACUAUACGAACGCGAGAGUAUACGAAUGGAAUAGAAGAAAAACAAUCGUGCAAUAUUCUUUUCCUUCCUUUUAUUUCUUCCUUUUCUUUUCUCUUUUUUUUUUUUUUACCCUAAGAUUCUCUCCAGUUUUUCGGAAAACUAGCGAGUCGUUCGUUCGGAACGACUAGCUCCUCCUCCUCCUCCUUCUAUUCGAGGCGAAUUUCGACCUCGAGUAUUGUUUGGAUAAUAAGCCAAUCACGGAGCCUUUUUCAACGCUCGCUCGCCCGAUAAAUUAAAUCAUCAACGUCUGGAGGCGGCGCGUGUUCGUAAUUCCGAUUACGCUGCCCGACAGACCCCGCAAGUCUGGCCAAUUUUCGCGGAUGCUCCCUCCCGCUCGUCCAACUUCUUUACAAGAAAGGAAGGAGAAAGAGACAGCGCUGGAAAGGGAGAAGACGACAGCGUUGCGAAAAAAAGGAGAGGAGAGCAACUUUGGAGAAAGGAGGAGAGCUUUGCGGGCAUUACCCGGUAUUUCCCAGGUGGCCGAAUCACCGACUGCGUCAACUGGCUUCGGUUCCCGCAACAACGGCAAAAGGGAACAACGAGGCUUUACCGCGACAAGGAGGCGGCUGCAUUGGUUGUGGAGCCGCGUUCACAGAUAACACGGAAUCGACGGUGUACCGUUUGGAACGAAGACGGUUGGAGAAGAAAAAGAAAACUAGCUCGACGACGACGACGACGACGACGACAACAAAGAUGGAUCGCGUCCAACAUCGGUGGAU